Molecule: messenger RNA, 822 nt
Organism: Acytostelium subglobosum LB1
Lineage: Eukaryota; Evosea; Eumycetozoa; Acytosteliales; Acytosteliaceae
Exons: 3
Coding region: 1-822 (273 amino acids)
Source: RefSeq, a predicted model, not a curated record
AUGACUCCAUCAUCAUCAACUUUGUUGACUCGUUCAGCACUCCAAUACUCUACAUUACAAAGAUCAAUGAUGUUGAUGAUGAGGAGUAGUUCAAUUACUACCAUUCAGAAUCAAUCAACACAACAGCAACAACAACAACAACAUAGACAAUAUUCACAACAUUCAAUAUCAGAUCAACAAUUAAAGGUUAAGAUACAAUAUCCAAAGAAGCAACAAAAUAAGUUACAAAUAUUCCUUCGACUGAUUGCCUUGCUGCUGGUUGGCAAGAUCAGCUUUGACACAGUCACAUCUCUCAUUGCCUACAAGAAGGGAUCACAACCCAAAGAAAAGUUCUUGUCCGACUCUUGGAACGAGGUGCUUCAGCAUGUCUAUGAGAUGGCUGUAAACAACCAAGAUGUGAUCAGAGAGCUUGGCUCACCAGUGACCAUGGGACCACCACCAGUUGGCUCAACAUCCCCAAUCACUCAAUUGUCACGCGAGGUGUUUGUUGGUAUUUUCUUGCCAAAGCCCACCAAGGACAUCCAAGGUUGGUUCCUCAAGCCACUCUCUCAGCUCAAUCAGGGCAAUAGCAACAACAACAACAACAGUGGUGAUAGUGAAACAAAGCCUGUACUGGUUCCACAACCAAAGUCUUUCAUUUCUUUCCCUUACUGUGAGGUCACUUCGGAAGUGGCCAUCCCGAUCAGAGGCAGCAAAGAUCCUUCCAAGACUGCCAGUCUAUAUGCUGUGAUCUAUGCCAACGAUGACACUUGGAGGAUACUAAACGCAUCUGUCAUUUACCCAUCAGUGUUCAUGAACUCCAUUCAGUUUCAUCUCCAAUAA